AUGGGUGGUGAUCUCCAAAGUGCAUCUGCCAAUUUUGAGUUUCAAUGUGCCAUAAUCUACCCCAAGGUUCUUAUAACGUUGACUAAGCUGGAAGCAUUAGCGGACUUGGACGGCGAAACACAGCCGCGAGAAGCUAGUCAGUUCCAGUUUGGACAGAAACAUCUGCGGGCGAGAGCGCGGUAUCAAGGGGAACGGGGGUUUUGGAACAUCACACUUUUUCAUCUGAAAGAAAUCACGUUGACAGACCUCGACACAGACUCCACUGCGGUACUACAACGCGACCGUUUGGCUCGCGUGCAAGACAACGCUUGGAUCAGCUCCGUAUUGCCGAUUGCGAGCAUUCUCCAACGCGAGGCCCUGAAACAUCCCCCCUCUACUGGAUGCCUCUCGGCUUAUCACCAGGAAUGA
Dibothriocephalus latus is the source of this 408-nucleotide messenger RNA. The record is from the annotation of a GenBank genome assembly. Lineage: Eukaryota; Metazoa; Platyhelminthes; Cestoda; Diphyllobothriidea; Diphyllobothriidae.